This is a messenger RNA of Aspergillus bombycis, 282 nucleotides long. RefSeq lists its product as uncharacterized. Bases 1 to 282 code for a protein of 93 amino acids. The record is from RefSeq and is a predicted model, not a curated record. Lineage: Eukaryota; Fungi; Ascomycota; Eurotiomycetes; Eurotiales; Aspergillaceae. The transcript has 2 exons.
AUGAAGUCAUCCUCCGUUUUCUUCGCGCUCUUCUCCCUGAUCACCGUUGCAGUCGCAGAGAAAGUAUGCACACCAAGUUUCGACUACUGCUCAGCUGAGCUCAUUAGCAAGAAGGGAUUCACGGAAGAUGAUCUCAAGACCGUGCUGAAUGGAACGGAAUUUGAGAAGGAAGACCUGAAAAACAUUCUUUUCCAUUGCACAAAUCCUGGUAUUGUCGGUCAUCCAAAGCUCUGCAGUAGUGGAUGCAAGGGUACGGAGCAGGAGGGUAGCCACAGUUGUUAG